This is a messenger RNA of Macrosiphum euphorbiae (potato aphid), 429 nucleotides long. The record is from the annotation of a GenBank genome assembly. Lineage: Eukaryota; Metazoa; Arthropoda; Insecta; Hemiptera; Aphididae.
AUGGUAAUACUAUGUAAGUGGUUGCUGGAUGAAUUCAAUAAUAAAGACGCACGGGAAGUGUCAAGUAUACCUUUUAAGUACCAUUUAGACGUGGACAGCCCUCUGCUGGCACGAGUCCAAUCCAAGGAAAUAGGAGUGGCAAGUAUUGUAUUUAAUAGAACAGAACCACCGGCCAUUACGGGGGAAGAAGAGGUGGUUCAACUGGAAUACGAUAUAUCACUGGCAGAUAGGGUUAUAGAUGAAUUUUAUGAUUUGAAUAAUGAAAUAAAUAUAGAAGCAUGGUCGAAUUUUAGGGCAAUACAGACGAACAGGGUAGCAGCUCUAAGCAACACUGGAAUAAAUAGCAAUGAAAAUAAUGAUACUAGUAAUAAUAACCUAGAUGGAAGUAGCAUUAAUGGUGACUGGGUUAAUAGUAUUUUUGAGUGUUAG